AUGUGUACUACUAUACCAAAUACUUACGGGGGUCCUGUAGUUGGUCCCUAUGGCCGUUGGUCUCUUUUUGUUAGUGACUUAGAGACACCAGCAGCAGCAGGAGGAGGAGGAGCAGCAGCAGGAGGAGAAGGAGACAGGGAGGAGGAGACAGGAGUAGGUGUCCCCUCUUCCUCUUCUUCUUCUUCUUCUUUUUUUGGUUCCUCUUUCUUCUCUGCAGCAAGGAGACAGGUGUCUCCUUCUAUACAAAAAAAAGAAAAAAAAAAAUCUUUAUUAGAUAUAGUUAAAGAAUUAGAAGAAGAGCAGCAGCAGCAGCAGCAGCAGCAGCAGCAGCAGCAGCAGCAGCAAAAGGAGACAAUUUUAUUAAAAAAGCAGCAAAAGGAGUCGUAUAACCGCUACAACAGCAUGACGAGCGCCCAUCAGCAGCAGCAGCAGGAGCAGCAGGAGCAGCAGCAGCAGCAGCAGCAGGAGGAGGAGGAGGAAGAGGAGUACGGAGAAGGACCUAUAGAGCCAUCAAUGUGUGUAGCAGAAGGAAAAGGACUAAAAGAAGGGACAGCAGGGGAAUGGAUAAAUUUUAUAAUAAAAACAAACAAUAAAAAAGGAGAGACAGUUAUGCAUGCAGAUGGAUAUGUUAGGUUAUCUAUAGAGGCAAUAGGUGCACAUAGAUUUACUGUAUCUAAUUGCAUGCAAGAAGGGACAUAUACCACUAGCAGCAGCAACAGCAGCAGCAGCAGCAGCAACAGCAGCAGCAGUUGUAGUAACAGCAGCAGCAAAAAAAACGGCGAAGAUAGUGAGGAGGAGGGGGAGGAACAACAACAACUGCAGCAGCAGCAGCAGCAACUGCAGCAGCAAGAAGGAGAGGGACUGCAGCAAAUACUGCAGCAACAAAUUAUACAGCAGCAACAUAAACAUAAACAAACUUAUAAACAUCUUGUUAAUCAUUUCCGUAUCUUUAUUUGUGAUUCUAAUGGUAAUCGUGUACAUACAGGUGGUCAUUGUAUAGGAGUAAAGGGUUUACGUGGGUUUACGUCUAUUGCACAACUUCUUUCCUUCCAACAACAACAAGCUAAUACUGCUCUUAUACAACAAUGCAAAGGUUUGUUGUUUGGGAGGUUGGAAGUGUAUUGUAGCGGGGCAUCAGUAAAAUUAUUUAAUGAUUGUUUACGACGAGGACUUCAUGAUAAUGCUGCAGAUAUUCUUGCAUCUAUUCAGCGUUCUUCUUUCUCUCAUGGCCUGCGGAAGGAGGCAGAGGAAGCACUUCUUCGUCUUUGCUGCAGCAGCAACUCGCCACGUAAGACAUUAGAGCAGCAGCUGCAGCAGCAAGAGGAGGAAGCAGAAAGGGAGCAGCAGCAGCUGCUGCUGCAGCAGCAGCAGCUGCUGCUUGUGUCUCCACAAGAAAAAAGAAAAAAAGAAAAAAAGAAAAUAAGAGAGUUGCAAAGACAAUGGGAAGAAAUACAACUCGUCAGGGAGUCGCUGGCGAAGUUAUGUGGACACUCAAGAAGAAAACAAGAAAUAAUGAUGAAUUUAACAGAUAAAAUGCUACAUGGUCUUGGAGGAUUUAGCUAA
Messenger RNA from Eimeria maxima, 1563 nucleotides. RefSeq lists its product as hypothetical. The transcript is spliced from 10 exons. The coding region runs from base 1 to 1563 and encodes 520 amino acids. Gene Ontology annotation, cellular component: SWI/SNF complex; nucleus. The record is from RefSeq and is a predicted model, not a curated record. Gene Ontology annotation, biological process: regulation of transcription by RNA polymerase II. NCBI's taxonomy places the organism in Eukaryota, Apicomplexa, Conoidasida, Eucoccidiorida, Eimeriidae. Gene Ontology annotation, molecular function: transcription coregulator activity.